AUGUUACUGAGCGGAGCUCCUCCGGCUGGCUCCCGCCCCGGGCCGCGGGCGCAGGGGAGUGCCGGGGGCGGCCCGGGGGGGUCUCGCCGGGGCACCGGGGGUGCGGGAGCCGGCCCAGGAGGAGGCGGCAGCGGUGGAGUAGCCAAGUGGCUUCGGGAGCACCUGGGCUUCCGCGGUGGGGGCGGCGGCGGAGCGGGCAGCAAGCCGACGCCCCCGGAGCCCGACUACCGCGCCCCCGCGCCCUCCCCGGCAGCGCCCCCCGCGCCGCCCCCAGACAUCCUGGCCGCCUACAGGCUGCAGCGGGAGCGCGACUUCGAAGACCCCUACUCCGGGGGGUCGUCCGGCUCCUCAGCCCUCGCCACCCCUGCCGCCCCCGGCCCCACGCCGCCCCCGCGCCACGGCUCGCCCCCCCACCGCCUUAUUCGGGUCGAGACCCCUGGGCCCCCGGCGCCCCCUGCCGACGAGCGGAUCUCCGGACCCCCGGCCAGUAGCGACAGGUUGGCAAUCCUAGAAGACUAUGCGGACCCAUUUGAUGUUCAGGAGUCUGGUGAAGGCUCAUCAGGAGCUUCAGGAGUCCCAGAGAAGGUCUCUGAAAAUGACGGCUACAUGGAGCCCUAUGAGGCUCAAAAGAUGAUGGCUGAGAUCCGGGGCUCCAAAGAGACAGCAGCCCAGCCCUUGCCUCUGUACGACACACCCUAUGAGCCAGAGGAGGAGGGGGCCACCCCAGAGGGUGAGGGGGCCCCCUGGCCCCGGGAGUCCCGCCUGCCAGAAGAUGAUGAGAGGCCCCCUGAGGAGUAUGACCAGCCCUGGGAGUGGAAGAAGGAGCGCAUUUCCAAAGCCUUUGCAGUUGACAUUAAGGUCAUCAAAGACCUACCUUGGCCUCCGCCCGUGGGACAGCUGGACAGCAGCCCCUCCCUGCCUGAUGGGGACAGGGACAUCUCCGGUCCAGCCUCACCCCUCCCUGAGCCCAGCCUGGAGGACAGCAGCGCCCAGUUUGAAGGAUCCGAGAAGAGCUGCCUGUCACCUGGCCGGGAGGAGAAGGAGCGGCUACCUCCCAGACUCUCUGCAGGGAACCCUAAGUCAGCCAAGCCCCUAAGCAUGGAGCCCAGCAGCCCUCUGGGGGAGUGGACAGAUCCAGCACUGCCUCUGGAAAACCAGCUGGUAUCAUGGGGCCAUCAGCCGAACAGACGCCGAGAACCUGCUUCGGCUGUGCAAAGAGGCCAGCUACCUGGUGCGCAACAGCGAGACCAGCAAGAAUGACUUCUCCCUCUCUCUCAAGAGCAGUCAGGGCUUCAUGCACAUGAAGCUGUCCCGGACCAAGGAACACAAAUACGUGCUGGGCCAGAACAGCCCGCCCUUCAGCAGUGUCCCAGAAAUUGUGCACCACUAUGCCAGCCGCAAGCUGCCCAUUAAGGGGGCUGAACACAUGUCCCUGCUCUACCCCGUGGCCAUCCGGACUCUUUAGAUGUGAAGCCAGGGCACUGUGAUAGACCUGGACCCAGCCCUGUGCCGGUCACCUAGCUGAGGGCUGUGGUUCUUCGCAGGGACAAACCUUUCUUGCCCUUUCUCUCAAACCUUUCUUCCCCUUUCCCAGGGAUCGAAUAGAAGCUGGAGAUUCCUUAAUUUAUUCUAAAGGGGAAGGGCUUCUGGGGCCUUGGAGUUACCCUGGAGAGAAAGGAGAGCCCCUGGGGAGUUUAAGAUUGGCAGCUCCAUCCUCUUUCCAACCCCAAGGCGGAGGCAACGACCUCCUUGACCACCCUCUCCCUGCUGGGUCGGUGAGGUGUGGGGCAGGACGCGGCCCUGCGGGGCGCCCUGACCUUCUCUCUGCCUCCAUCCCCGCCCUCCACCCCCAAACCACCGGAGGGCUCCGCCCAGAGUCUGGCAGACCCCUGGGAUGGAGACGGCCCUGGCGGGUGGAGAGAGCAGGGGAAGAAGGGUUCGGGCCGAGGGAACUGUGCAGUCCCCAGGCCGCCCGGCUCCGGGCCAGAGGCAAUAAAUAAACCCAAUCCUGCCGGGCACUGCAGCGUCCGCGCCUCGGGCGCCGCCCCCAGACUGACGGGGGAGGGAGCGGCGAAGCGAGCACAGAUUCUGUUUAUAAAUCAGCUCCGGAGCAGACACAGGCCGCCUGUGA
This is a messenger RNA of Propithecus coquereli (Coquerel's sifaka), 2131 nucleotides long. RefSeq names its product Src homology 2 domain containing F (gene SHF). The transcript is spliced from 7 exons. NCBI's taxonomy places the organism in Eukaryota, Metazoa, Chordata, Mammalia, Primates, Indriidae. Gene Ontology annotation, molecular function: phosphotyrosine residue binding. Bases 1 to 1260 code for a protein of 419 amino acids. The record is from RefSeq and is a predicted model, not a curated record.